AUGCAAUUCUCUACUGUCGCUUCCGUCGCUGCCGUCGCCGCUGUUGCCUCUGCUCAAGCUAACAUCACCACCGCUACUGCUACUCAACACACCACCACUUUGGUCACCAUCACCGACUGUGAAGAACACAUCUGUUCCGAACACGUCUCCCCAGCUUGGGUUUCCACUGCUACCGUCACCGUCAACGACGUUGUCACCAAGUACACCACCUGGUGCCCAAUUGAGACCACCACCGCUGCUCACAACUCUACUGCUAAGCCAGCUCCAACCACCGGUAAGCCAGCUCCAUCCUCUUCUGCUUACCACAACACUACCAUGACCAAGUCUGGUACCUCUGCUCACUCUUCCACCAAGACUGUCACCUCUUACACUGGUGCUGCCGCUAAGGCUCUACCAGCUGCCGGUGCUUUGUUCGCUGGUGCCGCUGCUUUGUUGUUGUAA
Nakaseomyces glabratus is the source of this 441-nucleotide messenger RNA. RefSeq names its product Ccw12p (gene CCW12). The record is from RefSeq and is a predicted model, not a curated record. Lineage: Eukaryota; Fungi; Ascomycota; Saccharomycetes; Saccharomycetales; Saccharomycetaceae.